Alternaria incomplexa is the source of this 1947-nucleotide messenger RNA. RefSeq lists its product as uncharacterized. The record is from RefSeq and is a predicted model, not a curated record. The transcript is spliced from 3 exons. Gene Ontology annotation, cellular component: cytoplasm. Gene Ontology annotation, molecular function: iron ion binding; peptidyl-proline dioxygenase activity; L-ascorbic acid binding. The coding region runs from base 1 to 1947 and encodes 648 amino acids. Gene Ontology annotation, biological process: peptidyl-proline hydroxylation; regulation of translational termination. Lineage: Eukaryota; Fungi; Ascomycota; Dothideomycetes; Pleosporales; Pleosporaceae.
AUGGCCAAGCGCAAAAAUGAGGCGCCUGCGCAUGGCAAGGCGAAAAAGAAGAGAGCCAUCUCCGACGACGAGGCGCAUAACAAUUUCCGCAGCGGUCUCUUCGACAGCAAAGUACUCGAGGGAUAUACGAGCGAAUACGCGGAUUCGCAGCCCUACAAGCACGCCGUAAUUCAUAACCUCGUCGACGAUACUCUCUUACGCAAUGUCCGCAACGAAAUCCGCGAGCACAUCCACUUUACUCCCAAAGAGACAGACAUCUACAAGAUUCAUCAAUCCGGCGAUCUCGCAAACCUCGAUGGCCUCCACGACUCUGCGCUCAAGCGCCUGCCUUCCCUGCUCACCCUGCGCGACUCGCUGUACUCGUCUGCCUUUCGCAAGUACCUAUCUUCGAUAACAGGAUCUGGGCCAUUGAGUGGUGUCAAGACGGACAUGGCAGUGAAUGUAUACACACCAGGAUGUCACUUGCUUUGCCACGACGACGUCAUCGGAAGCCGGCGUGUAAGUUGGAUUCUGUAUCUGCUGGACCCUGACAUUCCUUGGAAGCCAGAAUGGGGAGGUGCAUUACGACUGUACCCAACCGAGCACCUCGAGACACCAGACGGCGACAAGGUUAGGGUGCCACAACCAGACUUUUCGCUAUCGAUACCUCCGGCAUGGAAUCAGCUCUCUUUCUUCACCGUUCAGCCUGGCGAGAGUUUCCACGACGUCGAGGAGGUCUACAGGAGAGGGUUGGAAGAGAAGGCAGAAGAAGACGGUGGUCGCGUUCGCAUGGCCAUCAGCGGGUGGUUCCACAUUCCGCAAGAGGGCGAGGAAGGCUACGAAGAGGGUCUCGAAGAGAAGCUGGCAGAGAAGAGCUCGCUUGCCCAACUGCAGGGAGGCAAGGCGGACGUUUUCGACGAGCCGCAAUCACACUGGGUCGACAACCCAGACUGGGAAGAGCAGGCGAAACAAGAGGACGACGAGCUGACUGAAAACGACAUUGAUUUCCUGAUCAAGUUUAUGAACCCAAACUACCUCGUUCCGGACACAGUGGAGGAGCUGUCAAACAUGUUUGGCGACGAGUCGUCGUUACGACUGGCACAGUUCCUGUCUAAUAAGUUCUCCGCGCGGUUACGGGAGUACCUUGAGUCGAAAGACCACGAGGCGAACCCAAGCCUACCCAACAACCCGCACUCCAAGGAGUCGAUGGUUGGUGUCGCACGACCACCACACAAGCAGCGCUAUCUCUACCGAAAAGCUAUUCAGCCAAUACCGACCACACCGUACCCCGAGAACGACGGUAUGACACCAUACGACGACCUCGUCGACAUCCUCUUCCCGCACCCAGCGUUCAUGAAGUGGAUCUCUCUUGUCACCGGUAUCACACUCACCAAGAGCAACAUCUUCGCGCGCCGUUUCCGGCGAGGUCUCGACUACACACUCGCGACCGCUUACGAGGAAGAAGACCCCCAGCUAGAAGUUUGCCUCGGCAUCACGCCCUCUCGCGGCUGGGGUGACGAAGACGAAGAGCCUGAAGAAGGCGCCGAGGAAGAACCCAAGCAAAACGGCAGCAGCAGCAAAAAGAGUAAAAAGAAGGGCAAAGCAAAGGAACCGGAACCCAAGCCCGAAGAGGAGGUCGGCGGCUACGAAAUGUACAUGGCCGGCGAAGACGAUGCCGAUCACCCCAGCGUGCCUACCGGCGAAGCCUCAACGUCUACUGGUGCAGGUCAGCGCCGCAAAGCAAAGGCUGAUCCUGCUAUCUACAAGUCUGCGGCUGACGACGAGGACGAUGGUAUCUUGUUCAGUCAGCCUGCAGCUUGGAAUAACCUCGCUAUUGUGCUGAGGGAUCGGGGUGUGUUGCGGUUCACCAAGUAUGUUAGUAAGAGUGCGAAGGGGGACCGGUGGGAUGUCUGUGCUGAGUAUGGGGUUGAGUUUGGGGAGGAUGAGGAUGAUGAGGAUGAUGAAUGA